AUGGCUACAUCCAUUGUUGACAAACGACGCGUUGCUAUCGCUUAUGAUGGUAGCGACGAUGCUCAAAAAUUGUUUGAAUGGUCCCUCAAGAAUAUCGUUCGUGGAGAUACCGACCAUGUCAUUCUUCUCUCGGCUAUCCAACCUGGUGACAAGGCAGCUGGUAGCAGCUUUAUGCCCACUUCCCCCGGUAAAAUCAAGUCUCCCCAUGAUCUCCCUUCGGAUUCCACCACGCGUACUCGUCUUGAAGGAUUGAGUGAACGACUUCGUACUAUGGGUAUCUCGAGCGAGGCACAUGUAUUGACAGGUGAUGCCAAGGCUUUGAUUCCACGCUAUACGCAAAACAAUCAAGUGGAGCUGCUCAUUGUUGGUUCACGCGGUUUGGGUACUGUCAAGAGUGUCUUUUUGGGAUCAGUUUCGGAUCGCUGCAUUCAUGAAUGUCCUUGCCCAGUCCUCGUUGUUCGAAACGCUACCAUUUAA
Lichtheimia ornata is the source of this 477-nucleotide messenger RNA. RefSeq lists its product as uncharacterized. The transcript has a single exon. The coding region runs from base 1 to 477 and encodes 158 amino acids. Lineage: Eukaryota; Fungi; Mucoromycota; Mucoromycetes; Mucorales; Lichtheimiaceae. The record is from RefSeq and is a predicted model, not a curated record.